Phyllostomus discolor (pale spear-nosed bat) is the source of this 689-nucleotide messenger RNA. It is a transcript of the gene TMEM190, whose product is annotated as transmembrane protein 190. Gene Ontology annotation, cellular component: inner acrosomal membrane. The record is from RefSeq and is a predicted model, not a curated record. NCBI's taxonomy places the organism in Eukaryota, Metazoa, Chordata, Mammalia, Chiroptera, Phyllostomidae. Gene Ontology annotation, biological process: hematopoietic progenitor cell differentiation. The transcript has 5 exons. The coding region runs from base 1 to 525 and encodes 174 amino acids.
AUGGUGGGCUGUGGGAUCCCAGCUUUGAGCCUCUUCCUGCUGAUGCAGGGCUCAGUAGAUGGGAAUGGCAUCCAGGGAUUCUUCUAUCCGUGGAGCUGUGAAGGAGACCCGGGAGACCGGGAGAGCUGUGGGGGUCAGGCGGCCAUCAAGAACCCCAAUCUCUGUCUGCGUCUACGAUGCUGCUACCGAGACGGGUUCUGCUACCACCAGCGGCUAGAUGAAAACCUGCGGUGGAAACACAUGUGGGCGCUGAGCUGGUCGUGCGCAGGCCUUCUCUUCCUGAUCUGCAGCAUCAUCUUGUUCUGGUGGGCUGAGAAACAGGAUAUGCUGCGCCUCCCCGGGUUCCUGCAGGGCCAAGGCAAAUCGUCCAGGGCCGUGUCUCUGUCGUCCCAGGACCAGGGGAGUCGGAACAAGAAAAAGGCCUCCAUGGGCAGCGCAUCAAACACUCUUCCUUUGAGGAGUACCCUGGACAACUCAGGGGGCACCGAAGGGGGUGAAGAAACAGAAGGGGAGGAUGAAGAUUAGGGGUGCCUCUGGGGGGACCCCUCAAUAAAGAUAUAGCAUAUAGCCCUGGUUGGUGUGGCUCAGUGGAUUGAGCGCCGGCCUGCAAACUAAAGCGUCACUGGUUCGAUUCCCAGUCAGGGCACAGGCCUGGGUUGCAGGCCAGGUCCCCAGUAGGGGGUGCACGA